AUGGAUGUUGGAAAGAAAUGGAAAGAUAACCGAGCAAGGUUGUGGGGCAUGUUUCAAAGGAGUGGCUUGACCUUUGAACAAGGUGUUGAGCGUUGCCCAAAUGGUAUUCCAAGAGAACAGUGGGCUUCUUUUUUGCAAUACAAAAUGGAUGACGAAACAAAGAAAAUUGCUGAAAAGAAUAUUGCAAAUAGGGGUAAACAAUCAAUCCCACAUACUUUAGGAACGAAAUCAAUUGCUAGAAGAAGAAGAGAAAUGGAAAUUCAGUUGGGUCACCCUAUCACUAGAGCACAAAUGUACGCUGAAUCACACAAAAAGAAGGAUGGUACACUUGUCAAUGAAGAGGCUAGACACAAAAAUGAACAAUUAUUAGCUGCUCAAAAUGAUGGAAGGACUGCGGAAGAAGCUUAUGUCCAUGUUUUCGGGAAAGAGCAUCCAGGACGUGUACGGGGAAUGGGAUUUGGUGUCUGUCCUUCCCAAGUUCUUGGUUCCAGUUUUGUUGGUUCUAGCUCAACAGCCUCACCAAAUGAAAUUAAGGAGUUGAAAUCUGAGAUUGAAUCACUAAAGGAAACAGUUGCAAACUUGGUUCGAAGCUUUGGAGGCCAAAUGCCGUCUAAUCUUGCACCUAAUGAACCUCAUCAGACUCCAAAUUUGGAAUCCCCCAUCGGUAAUAGAAGGUCUUCAUCAGCCAGCUAUGACCCAAAUAUUCACAGACCAUCCACACAUGGACAAAAUGAAGGAUUAGUAACUCCACUUGAUGAUGACCUUUUCAUGGAUGACAUUUGA
Messenger RNA from Gastrolobium bilobum, 783 nucleotides. RefSeq lists its product as uncharacterized. Bases 1 to 783 code for a protein of 260 amino acids. The record is from RefSeq and is a predicted model, not a curated record. Lineage: Eukaryota; Viridiplantae; Streptophyta; Magnoliopsida; Fabales; Fabaceae. The transcript has 5 exons.